CCAGAAACCAACUGUUUUCAAUGUGAAAACUCAACACCAUGCCGCCCCUGCUGCCAGCCCGGCACCACUGGACCAAACUGCUGCUCACGCUCUUCUUCAAUGCCUUCAACCAACAGGUGACGGGCUCGCUGCUUGAAAGCCUCAUUUCCAAGCGGACUGAGUACUUGGAGAACUGCAACAGAACCCUGACAGCAGCUUCCUUCCCACCAAAUGGAAGCUUCUGUAAAGGAUCGUUCGACAUGUUCGUGUGCUGGCCUCACUCACUUCCCGGGAAUGUGUCCGUCCCCUGUCCUUCCUUCUUACCGUGGAUCGGAGAAGGUGGCACCAGGAGGGCACAUCGGGAAUGCUUGGAAAGUGGGAUCUGGCGCCAGAGAGAGAACUCCUCCGAUCCGUGGCGGGACGAUUCUGAAUGCCUGGAUGACCGGUUCUUCAAAGACGAGGAGGAUGAGAUGUUUCGCCAGACCGCCCUCAGGCUCAUCUCUGUCAUCGGAUAUUCGCUGUCCCUGUUCUCCCUGACUGUGGCCACCCUCCUCAUGGGCAUGCUGAGGAAGCUCCACUGCACCAGAAACUACAUCCACAUGAAUCUGUUCAUGUCGUUCAUCCUGAGAGCCGUGGCUGUCAUUUCUAAAGAGGUCACCCUCCACAUCAUGUACUCAAACCUGCCCAAGGACGACCCUGGAUGGAGCUCCUACUCCAGCUCCCCGGUGGUGCUGAUGUGCAAAUUCUCCAAAGUGUGCAUGGAGUACUUUGUGGCCUGCAACUACUUCUGGCUCUUGGUGGAGGCCAUCUUCCUUCACACGCUGCUGUUCACCGCCGUGCUGACCAAGAGACGCCUGCUGAAGAAGUACAUGCUGCUGGGAUGGGGAACCCCGGUCUUGUUCGUGGCCCCGUGGACCGUAGUCAAGAUCCUGUACGAAAACACAGGAUGCUGGUCAAUCGUGAACAAAUGGUUCAGGUGGAUAAUCAGGGGCCCGAUUACUCUAUCAGUGCUGGUUAUCUUCUUCAUAUUCAUCAAGAUCCUGAUGCUGCUGCUGUCCAAGCUGAAGGCAGAUCAGGUCAAGUUCACCGACUACAGAUACAGCUUGGCCAGAGCGACGCUGGUGCUGAUUCCUCUGCUGGGAGUCCAUGAAGUGGUCUUCACCGUGCUGAUAGACGAGUGUAUGGAGGACAACAGUCGCUACGCUCGAAACUUCGUCAACCUCACGCUCAGCUCUUUCCAGGGGUUAGUGGUGGCUGUGCUGUACUGUUUCGCCAACGGAGAGGUCCAGGCGGAGAUGAAAAAGCGCUGGCAGCUUUUCUUGUUCACCGGCCACUUCAAGGCGGGGACGUGCCUUCGGGGGGCGCCGCUCAAGCAGCUGUGGAAGUGCACCCGGCGGCGCGGCCCGCAGGGCUCCCGGCACUGCGACUCCUUUGACGAAGGCGCCACGUCGACGCCUCUCCACCCCCGCCUGCUGCAGGUGGCGGUGCACGGGGGAGGCGGGGCGCUCGGGGGACUCGGGGAGGUCAAAGGUCAGAGGCAGAAGGGCUACCAGGCGCCGGGGCUGGACUCCCUCACCAGGAAGAGCCUCUCCAGCAGCGACGGAGAGAUGACGCUCGGAGAGACCGAGGAGGAGAUCCUGGAGGAGAGCCAGUUCUGAUCCACUCAUCUCCACGGUUACGAACCGGGCGCCACAAAACCAACGAGUCUGUAAAAUAAUGGAAGUAAUGGGACAAACACAGAAAUAAGUAAAUGUAAAAAUACAGGAUCAAGACUGAUAAAUAAAAGCUGAUAAAUAAAUAGAAGAAUAACUAAAAGUAUUUUACUUUACUUUCACAUUUAUUUCUGUAAAUAUAUUUCUGUAUAUAAUUUUAAAUAAAAAUCUUUAUUUAUUGUAUUAACAAAAGUAAUUUUUCUUCAUUUUGCAUAAUUUAUUCCUUCAGUUUUCUUUUCAAUCUGUUUCUUUCCUCCAUCGUCUCAUGUUAUUUUUUUCCAUCAUGGCUUUGCUUCUGCGUCUCAACGUUUUUGGAGCUACGUGGCAGAGAUGUUAAUCUGGUGCAUUUUUGUUGUCAUGGCUACUUCUACUAUUUUGUACGGUAACUGUUAACUUUUAUCGAUAUUGGAGACAAACCGUCCAAUCGGAGCGCCUGUGAUAUUCCCACUGCAUUUCUAACGACCAGGAUGAACCUAAACGCAACGGGCAGCAAGUCCUCAACGUGAAGCAUCAACCAUUUUUGCAAAUUUCCCGGCUCUUAUGGCAGAAGAACUUCGUCAAAGUCGACAAACGUGCAAAAUUCAUAAUAUUGUGUCUUUAUUCUUGUAGAUUUAUACUAAAACUGUGUGGACUUAUUUUUCUCUCAACGUGGCCUGAAGCUCGGUCCAGUCAUAUAAAUAAUAAUAAUAGAUAAUAAUAUAUCCGAGUGGAGCGUCCUCGGGACUGAACCAUGUAUUUGAAUACAAUGUAUUUGUUGUCUGAAUGUGAAAAAUGCUGAACACUGCUUUUUAUUUUAUUUUUGUGAAGCUUCAAAUGUUUUAAAGACUGUGAUGUCCCGAUAAAACUAUCUAAUGUUUGUAGACUUACAACAAUGUUUGUGCCCAAAUAAAACUUGA
Molecule: messenger RNA, 2587 nt
Organism: Cololabis saira (Pacific saury)
Lineage: Eukaryota; Metazoa; Chordata; Actinopteri; Beloniformes; Belonidae
Product: glucagon-like peptide 2 receptor
Exons: 13
Coding region: 39-1637 (532 amino acids)
Biological process (GO): cell surface receptor signaling pathway; adenylate cyclase-modulating G protein-coupled receptor signaling pathway
Cellular component (GO): plasma membrane
Molecular function (GO): peptide hormone binding; glucagon receptor activity
Source: RefSeq, a predicted model, not a curated record